Messenger RNA from Pristis pectinata (smalltooth sawfish), 4818 nucleotides. It is a transcript of the gene dhx9, whose product is annotated as DEAH (Asp-Glu-Ala-His) box helicase 9. The record is from RefSeq and is a predicted model, not a curated record. Gene Ontology annotation, cellular component: nucleolus; intracellular anatomical structure; ribonucleoprotein complex. Gene Ontology annotation, biological process: positive regulation of transcription by RNA polymerase II; regulation of mRNA processing. Bases 36 to 4370 code for a protein of 1444 amino acids. NCBI's taxonomy places the organism in Eukaryota, Metazoa, Chordata, Chondrichthyes, Rhinopristiformes, Pristidae. The transcript has 27 exons. Gene Ontology annotation, molecular function: ATP binding; 3'-5' DNA/RNA helicase activity; 3'-5' DNA helicase activity.
CUAACAUUGAUGGUGGCCAAUAAUCAAGUGGAGGCAUGACGGACAUAAAGAAUUUUCUGUAUGCUUGGUGCGGAAAGCGCAAGGUUACGCCAAAUUAUGACAUCCGUGCAGCUGGUAACAAGAACAGACAAAAGUUUGUUUGUGAGGUCCGAGUAGAUGGGUUUAAUUACACUGGUAUGGGAAAUUCUACUAGCAAGAAGGAUGCCCAGACAAAUGCUGCUAGAGACUUUGUCAAUUACCUGGUUAGGACUGGAGAGAUGAAAGCAGAUGAAGUCCCCAGCUUAAAGGGAAUUGAACCUAGUGCUGUUGAUGGCAGUGAAAGUGGUGUACCAGGGGAAUUGCCAUCCAGUGUUCCCUGUGCUCCUCACUUAGCUACAAAGCAAGCAGCUGAUUCUGGUUUUGGAGGCAAAGGAGGAGGAUUUGGUGGUUAUUGGGAACGCGGAGCCAAUCUGAAGGAGUAUUAUGAAAAGAGGGAUGAACAAGAAGCCCAAGCAACUUUGGAGUCUGAAGGCUUGGAUCUGAAUGCUGGUCUUCAUGGUAACUGGACGCUUGAAAAUGCCAAAGCCCAACUCAACCAAUUCUUCCAAAAAGAGAAGAUUCAAGCUGACUAUAAAUAUGCUCAAGUGGGACCUGAUCACAACAGGAGUUUUAUUGCAGAGAUGACUAUUCAUGUGAGACAGCUGGGACGAAAAAUCACAGCCCGUGAACACGGUUCAAACAAGAAACUGGCUGCACAAUCAUGUGCACUGUCACUAGUCCGACAGCUUUACCAUCUAGGGGUGUUUGAAGCUUUCACUGGACAUACAAAGAAGAAAGAGACUGAAAAAGUGGAACCAUAUGAAGUGAAUAUUACAGCGGAUUUGGAACGCCAGCUUGAUUCUGUUGUCACUGACCUGGGAUUACAGCUGAUCCCACCACCCGAAGACCCAAAUAGUCCAGUUUCACUUACAGUUGGAAAGCUUGCCCAUUUUGAGCCAUCGAUUCGACAGAGCUUUGCAGGAGUUGUACCAUGGUCACCUCCUCAAGUGAACUGGAACCCUUGGACCAGCAGCAAUAUAGAUGAAGGACCACUUGCAUAUGCAACACCAGAACAAAUCAGUGUGGAUUUGAAGGAUGAGCUACAUUAUCAGAUGCAGAAUGAUAUCAGUCUACAAAAAAUACUGAGCGAAAGAAGCCAACUGCCAGUCAAAAAUUUUGAAGAUGAAAUUCUUGAAGCAAUCAACUCCAAUUCAGUAAUCAUUAUUCGAGGUCAAACUGGAUGUGGUAAAACUACCCAGGUUCCUCAAUACAUUCUUGAUGAUUACAUCAAAAAAGGCAGAGGUUCUGAGUGCAACAUUGUAGUGACACAGCCUCGACGUAUUAGUGCUGUGUCAGUUGCAGAGCGUGUUGGUUGUGAACGAGGAGAAGAGCUGGGCAAGAGCUGUGGUUACAGUGUUCGAUUUGAAUCCAUAUUGCCAAGACCACAUGGCAGUAUAAUGUUCUGUACUGUAGGUGUAUUGCUGAGGAAGUUAGAGGCUGGCCUUCGUGGUAUAAGUCAUGUAAUUGUGGAUGAAAUUCAUGAGAGAGAUAUUAAUACUGAUUUUCUUCUUGUGGUUUUACGUGAUGUUGUCCAGACAUACCCUGAUAUCCAUGUUAUUCUCAUGUCUGCCACCAUUGACACUACCAUGUUCAGAGAGUACUUUUUUAACUGUCCAAUAAUCGAAGUGCAUGGAAGAACAUUCCCUGUUCAAGAAUAUUUCUUAGAAGACUGUAUCCAGAUGACUCAGUUUGUUCCUCCUCCGAGAGACAAGAAGAAAAAAGACAAAGAUGAGGAAGGUGGUGGUGAUGAUGAGGAGGUUAACUGCAACAACAUUUGUGGUGAUGAUUAUGGGCCAGAAACCAAACGUGCUAUGGCGCAGAUGAGUGAAAAGGAGACUCCAUUUGAACUGAUAGAAGCGUUACUCAAGUAUAUUGAAACAUUGGAUGUCGAUGGGGCAGUUCUUGUUUUCUUGCCUGGAUGGAACUUGAUUUUUGCCAUGCAAAGACAUCUGGAAAUGAAUUCUUACUUUGGAAGCCAUAGAUACAGAAUUCUGCCAUUACAUUCGCAGAUUCCAAGGGAGGAACAGCGCAGGGUGUUUGAUCCUGUACCACCAGGAGUCAGAAAGGUCAUUUUGGCCACAAACAUUGCAGAAACCAGUAUUACCAUUAAUGAUGUGGUUUAUGUCAUUGAUUCAUGCAAACAGAAGAUGAAGCUGUUUACAUCUCACAACAACAUGACCAAUUACGCCACAGUGUGGGCUUCCAAGACCAAUUUGGAGCAGCGACGGGGUAGAGCAGGUCGUGUCCGACCUGGCUUCUGCUUCCAUCUCUGUAGCAGGGCACGAUUUGAGAGACUUGAGACCCACAUGACUCCUGAGAUAUUCCGCACACCUCUUCAUGAAGUGGCUCUGAGCAUCAAACUUCUUCGUCUGGGAGGAAUUGGACCAUUUUUGGCUAAAGCUAUUGAACCCCCACCACUGGAUGCAGUUAUUGAGGCAGAGCACACUUUGAGAGAACUUGAUGCUUUGGAUACCAAUGAUGAGCUGACUCCACUGGGCCGCAUCUUGGCUCGACUUCCUAUUGAACCACGUCUAGGCAAAAUGAUGAUUAUGGGCUGCAUUUUCCAUGUUGGUGAUGCUGUGUGCACCAUAUCUGCUGCUACCUGUUUUCCAGAGCCUUUUAUUAAUGAAGGCAAACGUCUUGGCUACGUGCACAGGAAUUUUUCAGGAACAAGAUUUUCAGAUCAUGUGGCUCUACUUUCAGUUUUUCAGGCCUGGGAUGAUGCAAGAAUGGGAGGGGAAGAUGCAGAAAUCAGAUUUUGUGAGCAUAAAAGGUUAAACAUGGCGACUUUACGGAUGACAUGGGAAGCUAAGGUUCAGCUGAAGGAUAUCCUCAUCAACUCUGGAUUCCCUGAAGAAUGUCUGAUGACACAGGUAUUUAACAAUACCGGACCAGAUAACAAUCUUGAUCUGGUUAUUUCGCUUCUGUGCUUUGGACUGUAUCCCAAUGUCUGCUACCACAAGGAAAAACGGAAAAUAUUAACAACAGAGGGGCGUAAUGCACUUAUCCAUAAGUCUUCUGUCAAUUGUCCUUUCAGCAAUCAAGAUUCAAAAUAUCCUUCUCCAUUCUUUGUGUUUGGGGAAAAGAUCCGAACUCGUGCUGUAUCCGCAAAGGCAAUGACUUUAGUUAGUCCACUCCAGCUGCUCUUUUAUGGUUCGAAGAAGGUGACAGGAAGUGGUGAAAUUAUUUUGAUGGAUGAAUGGAUAAAGUUGAAGAUGCCACACUACGCAGCAGCUGCAAUUGUUGCUUUGCGUGCAGGAAUGGAGGCACUGGUUGUCGAAGUUGCUAAGGAUCCUGAAUUCAUACGGCAACUGGAUCCCACACAUGAGCGGUUGCUGAACGUGAUUCGGCAUAUUUCAAAACCUGGGGCAGCAGGCAUUAAUCUUAUGGCACACACAAGAUUUGGUGAUGGUCCUCGUCCUCCCAAGAUGGCACGUUAUGACAAUCAAGGAUUUGGUGGAAGAGGGAGUGGUCGUGGUUCAGGUUAUAGGGGAGGAGGUGGUUAUGGAAGAGGAAAUGGUUACAGUGGCUCCCGUAGCAGUUACAGUUCUGGAUAUUUUGGAGGAGGGAGAGGAGGUGGUGGUGGAAACUACCAGGGUGGUGGAUACCGCAACUACCAAAGUGGUGGUGGAAGUGGAGGAUACGGUGGCUACCAAAAUAGAGGUGGAAGUGGAGGAUAUGGUGCUUAUCAAGGUGGAGGUGGAGGGUACAGUGGCUACCAGAGUGGUGGUGAUAAUAGUGAUGAUACUCAUAGUGGUGGUGGUGGAUAUGGUGGUAACCGGGGUGGUGGUGGAUAUGGUGGUAACCGGGGUGGUGGUGGGUACGGUGGUAACCAGAGUAGUGGUGGAUAUGGUGAUAAUCAGGGUGGUGGUGGAUAUGGUAGUAACAGGAGUGGUGGUGGGUAUGGUGGUAACCAGAGUGGCAGUGGAUAUAGUGAUAACCAGGGUGGUGGUGGUGGGUACGGUGGUAACCGGGGUGGCGGUGGGUACGGUGGUAACCAGGAUGGUGGUGGAUACGGUGGUAACCGGGGUGGUGGUGGGUAUGGUGGUAACCAGGAUGGUGGUGGGUACGGUGGUAACCGGGGUGGUGGUGGGUACGGUGGUAACCAGGGUGGUGGUGGGUACGGUGGUAACCGGGGUGGUGGUGGGUACGGUGGUAACCGGGGUGGUGGUGGAUACGGUGGUAACCAGGGUGGUGGUGGGUACGGUGGUAACCGGGGUGGUGGUGGAUACUGUGAUGACCAGGGUGGUGGAGGAUAUGGAGGACGAUAUGAAGACAAGGGUGUCUUCUAGAAAAAAUGCAGGUGACCGAAAGUUGCAUUUGUGCACAACUUAUAUGCAUUGAUAGUAACAUAGCUGUGUAUUAAUUAUGUUAAGUAAAACAACAGUGCAUGUACAUUGCAAAUGUGAUCAGUUUCAGUUGUUAUGAUGCAAAUAUUUUAUAUACUUGGUGUGCAUUUUCAAGUGCAAUCUUACAGCGAAGGCAUAUACUUGUGUCACAUCUAAAAUACCAACUUAAAAUUUCCAAGCACAUUGAAGUUUAGAGCUGAUGACUAGUUUUGAAUGUCUUCAUAUUUUCAUUGUAUUGCAGAAGAAAUAAAAGUUGGAAAAAGAUUUGUGUUAGCCUAAUGAAGAAAUACAUUAAAAGCAUUCAUGAGAACUAGCAAAAUGAAAACAAACUCCUUUAAUGCUUAUUAUUUUUAGGUCCAUUCAAAAGAGGAGCAUGUUGCUACAAGUUUAU